Messenger RNA from Cordyceps fumosorosea ARSEF 2679, 900 nucleotides. Its product is annotated as tRNA-splicing endonuclease subunit sen34. Gene Ontology annotation, biological process: tRNA splicing, via endonucleolytic cleavage and ligation; tRNA-type intron splice site recognition and cleavage. The record is from RefSeq and is a predicted model, not a curated record. Gene Ontology annotation, molecular function: tRNA-intron lyase activity; nucleic acid binding. The transcript has a single exon. The coding region runs from base 1 to 900 and encodes 299 amino acids. Gene Ontology annotation, cellular component: tRNA-intron endonuclease complex. Lineage: Eukaryota; Fungi; Ascomycota; Sordariomycetes; Hypocreales; Cordycipitaceae.
AUGACUGCCUUGGAGGAGGCGCCGUUGUCUGUGCGGAUCGCCCGCAUCGCCGGUCGAUACCUAGUCUUCGAACACGAGGCGGCAGCCGCGCUGCGUCGACACGUUAACACCAACGGUGUGCUUGUCGGCACGGCGCCGCAGCAGCCGACGCAGAACAUCUUUCUGGGCCUGCCCGUCGAGCUGCGGCCCGAGGAGGCCGUGGCCCUCGUGCGCAAGGGCGCCGCGUAUGUCGUAGAUGGCGCCACCGCCCACCGGGAUACCCUCCAGUCGUACCGGGACCCGGCCAGGCGACAAGCGUAUAUAGAGUCUCUCCAAAGACAAAAAGAAGCGGCGCAAGCAGCUCUCGCUGAGCGCAGCGCGCUACGAGCCGCCGAGGUGGCCGAUAAACUGAAACGCGGCAAGAACAAGAAGGGCGCGGCUGCAGCGGCAGCAGCAGCGGCAGCAGCCACCGCCGCUUCCAAAGACUCCCCAGAACCAGCAGACGGCAGCGUCGCACCGUCAUCGUCACAAGUAAAAUCAAUUGGCAUCACGCCCACCUCCAGCACCGACCUCGUACCGGCCGACGCGUUCGCCCAGCAGCGCCGCGAGCCCUCGCGGGAUGAGGCCGCGCCGCUGUGCGCGCACCUGCUCGACCGCGGCUACCACAUGACGCCCGGCCUGCGCUUCGGCGCCCAGUACAGCGUGUACCCCGGCGACCCGCUGCGCUUCCACGCGCACUUCAUGGCCAGCCAGUACGCCUGGGACGAGCCAAUCCCCAUCCUGGACAUCGUCGCCGGCGGUCGGCUCGCCACGGCCGUCAAGAAGGCGUUCCUACUUGGCGGCGAGCAGCCCGCCGAGGACAAGGACAGCGCGAAGCCCCCGGUCGUCAGAACAUUUUGCUUGGAAUGGGCGGCCAUGUAA